UCUUCUCUUGUACCCCCGGGACCCGGACUGGAACAAAGGGGGCGGGAGAGGAGUCUCUGCUCGGAGCUCUGGGCGAGGAGGGAACCCGAGUAACAAAGGGAGCGCCCUGGGCCGGGCCGCCGGGCACCCCGCUGCCCUUUGUCCUAGCCCGGAGCUCACUCCCUGAGCGGCUUCGGCCAGAGGUCAGCCCCGGGCCCCCUCCCCACAACCCUCCGUGACGUCAGCAGCGGGUCGCUUGUGACGUCAGCACCGCGGGGACCCCCCUCUCUUGUGGCCUUUCCCUUGUCCACCUUUCUUUCUGGCCCCAGCGAAAGGAGCCCAGCCCCCAGCCGCUCUAGCGAAGCCUGUGCGCUGUGCCCCUUUCGGGCGGGAGUCCCAGAGAACUCUGGAAAGGGCAGGCUUGCCCCGGGUUCCCGCUGGCUGCCUCUUGACUCCUCCCAGCCCUCCCCGCAGUGAGAAGGGCUCCCGGGCGCGCGUUUCCGGGCCACGGGGGAGCACCUGGCUGGAGGGGUGGGUGGGGAGAGGCCGGCGCUCCUGGCCUCCUUUCUCCUCCCCUCCAGCCGAAGGGCAGGGCCGGACUAGCCUCAGCCCACACCUGGCCCCGGGGUCACUAGCUUUGGAGACGGGGUGACCGAGGGCCGCGAAAGGGGUCCGCUGGGCGUCGAGGGGCCCGAGCGGGACGAGCCACGGCCUCCUCCCCAGGGCGCCCCCGGCACCAUGUUUAUCUCCCCCCGGGGCCCUUCCUCGGGGGCACCGGGGGACCGGCAGGCCCUGGGCUUUCUCCCCACUCUUGAGAGGCUAAGAGACUUGUCCGGGGGCGCCGAGGGGGCCCCUCCUGAUCCGGGGCGAUCCUGGUGGCUCAGGGAUUCGUUGGAGUGAUUGAAUCUAGCCGGCCCGGCCCGCCUCCCCUGCCGGGCUCACCCGGAGCCUCGGGCACGAUCCGCAGCAUUUCUCCACCCCCUUUUGUCCGGGCUAUUUUCUUCCCACUCCGGGCCUGCCCUUUCUCCUCUCCUCCCCCGCGGGGCCAGGAGGGCGAAGAAAGGUAAAGGCUGCCCGCCUGGCUAGGACCCUGCCUUGCCUGACCAUCUGUUCCGCUCUGAUCGGCCCUCCCCCAGCUGGUGCCAACCCCAGGGUACAAAGGGAGGGCUGCCGGCGGGGCGUUCAGCAGACUUCCUGCCUCAGCGACCCCCCCACCCCGACUCUCCGAGUCCUCCCAGUGUGAGAUUUCUCUCCUUCCUUCUCCCACGUCCCCUCAUGGACCCUAGAGAUUCAUCUUCUGGACAGAGAAUAAGCCCAGCGGAGCCCCGCUUCCCUCCAGGGCUCUCCCAGACAGGCCAGAUUGGAGGCUCUCUCCACACAGGUGGGCAGAUGGCCUGGCACUGGCCCUUGGCAUCGGGGAGGACUGCCACCGAACCCAACUGGCAGCGUGCUUCUAGGGGUGAUGCCGGGAAGACUCUGGGGAGCAUCCCUCCGGGCAGGCUGAGGAGUGAAGGCGUUUUCAAGUGUCCGGAGGACCAGCUUCCCCUGGACUACGCGAAGAUCUACCCGGACCCGGAGCUCGAGGCGCAGGUGCUGAGCCUGCCCAUCCGCUGCAUCCACAGCGAGGAGGGCUGCCGAUGGACGGGGGCCUUACGCCAGCUGCAGGUCCAUCUGAGCUCCUGCGGCUAUAACGUGGUGGCCUGCCCCAACCGCUGCAACGGCAAGCUGAGCCGCAGGGACCUGCCCAGCCACCUGCAGCACGAGUGCCCCAAGAGGAGGCUCAAGUGCGACUUCUGCGGCAUCGACUUUACUGGGGAAGCCUUUGAGAGCCACGAGGGGGUCUGCCCGCAGGAGAGCGUGUACUGCGAGAACAAGUGCGGGGCCCGCAUGAUGAGGCGGCUGCUGGGCCAGCACAUGAUGGCCGAGUGCCCCAAGCGUACCCAGCCCUGUGCCUACUGCACCAAGGAGUUUGUCUACGAUACCAUCCAGAACCACCAGCACCAGUGCCCCCGCUACCCCAUUCCAUGCCCCAACCAGUGCGGGAUGGGCAGCAUCCCCCGAGAGGACUUGAACAGCCACCUGAAGGAGAACUGCAGCACGGUGCCCGUCCUGUGCCCCUUCAAGGACGCCGGCUGCAAGCACCGGUGCCCCAAGCUGGCGAUGGGCCGCCACAUGGAGGAGAGCGUGAAGCCGCACCUGGCCAUGAUGUGCGCGCUGGUGAGCCGGCAGCGGCAGGAGCUGCAGGAGCUGCGCAGGGACGUGGAGGAGCUGUCGGUGGGCUGCGACGGGGUCCUCAUCUGGAAGAUCGGCGGCUACGGGCGCCGCCUGCAGGAGGCCAAGGCCCGCGCCAACCACGAGUGCUUCAGCCCGGCCUUCUACACCCACAAGUACGGCUACAAGCUGCAGGUGUCGGCCUUCCUCAACGGCAACGGCAGCGGCGAGGGCACCCACCUGUCGCUCUACAUCCGCGUGCUGCCCGGCGCCUUCGACAACCUGCUCGAGUGGCCCUUCGCCCGGCGCGUCACCUUCUCGCUGCUGGACCAGAGCGACCCGGCCGUGGCCAAGCCGCAGCACGUCACGGAGACCUUCCACCCGGACCCCCACUGGAAGAACUUCCAGAAGCCGGGCACCUGGAGGGGCUCCAUGGACGAGAGCGCCCUGGGCUUCGGCUACCCCAAGUUCAUCUCCCACCAGGACAUCCGCAAGCGGAACUAUGUGCGCGACGACGCCGUCUUCAUCCGGGCCUCCGUGGAGCUGCCCAAGAAGAUCCUGAGCUGAGGCCCGGCGAGGCACGUCCCUGCUGCCGAGGCCCGGGGCAGGCCGGCGGGUGCGACGACGGCAGGGGCACCGAGGGGGGCGGGCCCCCCCUCCCAACGAGGCCGCCGCCCCUUCCCCCACCACACCCCUUCCUCAGGUGCCUCUUCUUGGUGCUUUUUCCCCAGUUCCCUGCCCCUGCCCCCCAGGGGAAGGGCAGGGGAACGGCACACUGGGGUCUUCAAGGGCUUGAAAUCAAGGAUCCCACGAGCUGUCUCCUUUCCAGGGGGGGCCCUCAGCUGCCUUGCCCGACUGCCCGCUGUACUGUACUGGGGAGCAAGGUGAGCGGCUUGGCCCCCAUCCCAAGAGCCAUAGGGAGAGGUGGGGCCGGAGUUAGCCACCGCUGGUGCGGUCAGCUCGUUUUUUUUAACUCCUCCCCUCCCCCACCCCCGAAGCUGUGCCCUCUGUGGUUAUUUAUUCCUCAGUGCCCAGCGGGCCACAGCAGGGGAGCCCUGGUUUGUAAUAAAUUCUGGAUUGUGUAUUUA
Molecule: messenger RNA, 3278 nt
Organism: Monodelphis domestica (gray short-tailed opossum)
Lineage: Eukaryota; Metazoa; Chordata; Mammalia; Didelphimorphia; Didelphidae
Gene: TRAF4
Product: TNF receptor associated factor 4
Biological process (GO): regulation of apoptotic process; positive regulation of JNK cascade; signal transduction
Cellular component (GO): plasma membrane signaling receptor complex
Molecular function (GO): ubiquitin protein ligase binding; tumor necrosis factor receptor binding; zinc ion binding
Source: RefSeq, a predicted model, not a curated record